This is a messenger RNA of Mizuhopecten yessoensis (Yesso scallop), 5493 nucleotides long. Its product is annotated as alpha-mannosidase 2x-like. The record is from RefSeq and is a predicted model, not a curated record. Gene Ontology annotation, biological process: mannose metabolic process; protein deglycosylation; N-glycan processing. Gene Ontology annotation, cellular component: Golgi membrane. Bases 508 to 3831 code for a protein of 1107 amino acids. Gene Ontology annotation, molecular function: alpha-mannosidase activity; carbohydrate binding. The transcript has 21 exons. NCBI's taxonomy places the organism in Eukaryota, Metazoa, Mollusca, Bivalvia, Pectinida, Pectinidae.
GCAAAUGAAAUCAAAUGGCAAAACACUGUUAACACACAAGGACUGACUCGGACCGCACUGACUUGUCAACUUCGUGCUUAUAUUGGUAUUAAGUGUCCAUUCGUCCAGUACACUAGGCCUGCAGUAGUGACAUUCCAUAUUUCCAGUUAUUCCUGGCAUCAAUUGUAAAGAUAACUUAUAAUUACCAGCAGAAAAAAUUAGCUCAGGUGCAUGUUGAUACUUGUGAUAGCAGAUGACAAACGGAAGAUACACACUUUGCAAUCUAUUCAAAUUUAGUUUAAAAGAAUAAAGUCUUCUCAUUCUAAAAUUCACCGUGCACAACAGAUUUCUACUUUCACUGGAGAUGUCACGAGAAAUGACAGCUAGUGCAUGAAAGUUUUUUUUGGUAUUUAUUGUUGUUUUCGUCUUGUUGGUGUAAUGAUUCCUGAGACUGAUGAUUAUGUUAUACAAAGGUUAAAGUCAGUGGGGAUUCAUCAUAGCCUUUAAGAAUUGUGUCUGAGUAAAAUCAUGAAGAGACGUCACUUGAUGUACCUGCUUUCGGGUGUUUGUGGGCUGUACCUUAUCAGCAGUGUGUGGGUCAUGUAUUUACUCGGUGAUGAGAAAGGGAGGAUGACGGUAAACAAUCUGAUAGCUUAUAUUCAACAUGAGACACCAGAUAACUCACGCUGCCAGGUUGUGGAUUUAUCUGGGAUGUCUUUUGAUUAUGCAAAGGUUGCCAUAGCAACUAAUAAAGACCCUUGGCAACAGUUAUCACAAGCGACCUGUCCUUCUGAAGAUGCUCCUGUUGACAUUCAGAUGGAGAAGGAAUGGGACCAUAUACCAAUCAAUUACCCUAACUUCGUCUUCUCUGUGAGUGGCUGGAUCCAGGUGGUCAAGGUGAAGACUUGGAGGGUGAAACCACUAGAAGUAAUUAUAGUACCACACUCCCACCAGGAUCCAGGUUGGCUUAAGACAUUUGACCAGUAUUACACUUACUACACCUCCUCAACUCUGGAUCUAGUUGUGGACAAACUAACUGGUCAUCCUGACUGGACGUUCAUUUGGUCUGAUGUCAUCUGGUUGGCUAGGUGGUGGUCAGAAGCUUCUGCUGACAAGAAGCUCAAGCUGAACAAAGUGUUGAGUAGUGGUCAGCUGGAGAUAGUGACCGGUGGCUGGGUGAUGACUGAUGAGGCCACAGCUCACUAUGCAGCCAUGCUUUCACAGCUUACUGAAGGUCACCAGUGGCUCAAACAAAAUCUAGGUAUUACACCUAAUGUCAGCUGGGCUGUCGAUCCGUUUGGACAUUCUGCGACAAUGACCUACUUGCUACAAAGGUCCAAUCUCCAGAAAAUGGUAAUCCAGAGAGUCAGCUAUGCUGUCAAACAACAUUUGGCAUCAGGAAGGAACCUGGAGUUCUACUGGACACAAGCUUGGGACCGGGCCCACACCACAGCUAGUCUGUGUCACAUGAUGCCCUUCCUGUCCUAUGCUAUACCGUUCUCCUGUGGCCCUGAUCCUCAAGUCUGCUGCAAGUUGGAUUUUAUCAACAGCAAGUGUUACUAUGGACAAGAAAAGGUGCCACCCAUCCGUGUUGACGACAGCAACGUGGCUUAUCUGGCUGAGGAACUGUGGGAACAGUUUCAGAAGAAGGCUGAGUUAUACCAGCAUGGGGUUCUACUGGUACCACAUGGGGAUGACUUCCACUACAGAUACUCUACAGAAUGGGAUAGGCAGUUGGGUAACCUCACCAAGCUCAUGAAUUUCAUCAACACAAACCCACGCAUGAACACAAAGAUAAGAUUUGGAACACUGAGUGAUUAUUUUACUGCAUUGGCCAAGAAAUCCACAGCCACUGAAGCACUACAGAUCCCGACACUGGCUGGAGACUUCUUCACCUAUACUGACCGUGCUGACCAGUACUGGAGUGGCUACUACACGUCCAGGCCACACCUCAAACACAUGGCCCGCAAAAUCCAGGCCAUUCUCAGGUCCGUGGAAAUUCUCUUCUCCCUGUGUCUUGCUCAGGCAAUACAUAGAAGCACCAUAGAACGCAUAAUGGAAAUACUGAAAGAUGCUGCCAAGCUGCAGACCUACAGACAGACACUGGCUUUGUUUCAACACCACGAUGCCAUCACUGGGACGGCCAAGAGAAAGGUUGUCAGGGAUUACGGGGACAGACUGCAGAAUGCCUUUGUUGGCCUGUCUAGUAUAUUGUGCUCACUGUUAGCCAAGGAGCUCAGUGCCAAGGUGAACAUCGAACAAGUAAAAGUACAACUGAAUAAUGAAUGGACUGCAUAUGGCAAGCUACUGACAAAGAGAACUGUUGUAAUGGAUGGAGCUUGGGACACGGGCCAUGUUGUAGUGUAUAACAGUCUACCACACAGGAGACAAGGCAUAGUGGUAUUACACGUCACAGAGUCAAAGGUCAAGGUGAAGGACCGGACCACAGGUCACUACAUGUCCUGUCAGAUUAACCCUGUGUGGAGUAACAACGGGGUGCUGCAAAUGGACGUUUAUGAGUUAGUAUUUGAGGUAGACUUACCUCCCCUGUCUGUAAGAACUUAUGCCUUGACCAGUGCUACUGAUCACUUCCCAACAAUGGCUUCACUGUCAGUCCCAGUGUCACAAUUGCCAGAUUUCAGAAACAUGGAUGAUCCAGGCUUUACCUUAUCAGCAAUAAAGGAUGCGUUAUUUACCAUAGAGAAUUCAUACCUGUUAGCUUCAUUUGCUACAUGUACAGGAAAACUGCAGUAUACCACAAGAAAAUCUGAUGGGCAAACGCUAAAGUCAGAGGUCAAAUUCAUGACCUAUGGAACAGGAUCUAAGUACAACAUCUUCAAAGAUAAAAGUGGAGCCUACACCUUUCAACCCGACGGGGCGGCAAAGCCACUCCUUGACGACGGUGUAAAAGUUUACGUAGUGGAAGGUCCUGUCAUGUCCAAGGUCAUAGCUGUCCAAUCUGACAUUGUUCACACCACAACGCUUCACAACAAAUCUGCUGGUGUGUAUGUGGACAAUGUGGUGGACAUGAGUAGUGGUCAAUGGAACAACACUGAGCUGGUACUACGAUUGGACACAGCAGUAGUAGACCCUGACAACAGACUGUGUGUGGAUCUCAAUGGGUUUCAGAUGUACAAAAAGAGAACAAGAAAAAAACUGACAAUCCAAGGAAACUUUUACCCAGUGACAUCAAUGGCUGUCAUAGAGACCAGUGAGGAGAGAUUGACCCUCAUGACCUCAGCAGCUCAUGGAGUGGCUAGUCUUAAUCCAGGUGAACUAGAGGUGGUCCUGGACCGGCGACUCCUACAGGGGGACUGGAGGGGGCUCAAUGAGGGUGUCACUGACAACAUACCCACACACAGUCAGUUUGUACUGCUGUUUGAGAGACGCCAUCAAUCACCCAUCAAGGAGGAUUCCCUUAUGUGCUACCCUUCUCCUAUGGCUAUGGUAAUGUCCGAUAGUUUGGAACAGCCGCUGGACAUACUGAUCACCGAACAAAAUUCUGACCAAUCACAGCUGGUGAGGGACGGGCUGGACCUGCCGUUUCCACAGCUUCCCUUCCACACCCACUUGGUGUCAUUGAGUUUUCUGUACAUGGACGGAGGUAACCGGUCGCAGGUCCUUCUGCUGAUUCACCGAAGACUUGCAGACUGUGGCUUCCUUUGUUUGGACUGGCACUGCCAAUCUCAGUCAACUGGUUCAAUUGAUCUGACAAUAAAUUCCAAAUCAAUUUUCAUCGAGUCAGUGGAAGAGACAAUUCUAACUGGGGUGAAGGUCAUACAGAAGGUCAAGGAUAGAAGACUUAGUGUGCCUCCCAUGGAAAUCAAGGCCUACAGAAUCUCCUUCACAUAGUGUUAAUACAAGGACAUGUACUGUUCUAUUGAUUCAGACGGCUCAUUGUCAAACAGAUGAAGAAAUUAAUCUACAGGACUAUUGAUAUAUGUAAGCAUUUGGUCUGAGUUGGGUCUCUCAACUUCAAGAAAUUUCAUAAUAUGUGAUUAUUGUGUACUGUUAGAAAGUGAGUGAAGAGUUUUAGUGAGGUAUAUGUGAUGAGUGUGUCCGGAAAGUAUUGACAUAAUUGGUAUAGUGGGGAAGACUUGUAUCAACUUUUUGUGUGUUUUCUAAUGGUUACUGUUUCUAUUGAAUCUGUUAACGUUGGGCACAUCCAAACAUCAUUCUGUGAUACUGAAUGCUGCAUUUCAUGUACUCUUUUGUUGUAUACACAUGAAUAUUUGUGGUUUAUAUCGCAACAACAAUAAACAUAUUUGAAUUAUAACUAUCUUCUCCUCUUGGGAUGUUAACAACUCUGAAGCAUUUGGCUCCAUUGCCAUCAAAAGGGUAGUUGGGAUGUGAAGUUAUACAGCUUAUGGUUUACAAAUAUUUUCUAGUUAAAACUAUCUCUCCAGUGUGUAUCGGUAUAAUAAAACAGUUAAAGUAUGGGGUCGAGAGAUAUAGCAAGUUGCUGGUGUCCCUUGACCAUGCCUAUUUCCCUCGGCUUCGCCUCGGGGGGAAAAAGAUCUUGUCUCGGGACACCAGAAACUUGCUAUAUCCCUCAACCCCAUACUUUAACUGUAUAUUAACUUGGGUUGACUGGCUUUUAGUUAUCUUCAUUUUAUUAAUCUUAUGAUAGCAUUUGUCUAAAACACAUCUUCAAAUUACCUUAUGUUGUUAAUCUCAUGAUAGUAGUUGGAAAAGUAAACUUCCUUAAGUGUGUUUGUAUGUGAAAUGAUACAUGUAAGUAUAAUGAGUGGUUGAAGAGAUGUCUUUGACAGCUUUCAUUUAAUUUUUUAACACAACAUUCGAGUGCUGUACACAAUACAUAUAUAGCAACAUUGCAUUGUUGUUCAAAGAUAUGAUUUGUUUCCUCGACAUCUGUUUUAUAUUUCCCAGGGAUUAACCUGGCAACUUUUAACACUUUUACAUCUCACUUGUCAGUAGAUUUCAAUCAUGCUCAAUUAAUUUGUUUUAUGUCACCUAACCUGUGACCCGUUAAGGCCCAUGGGCCUCGUUGUCAUCAACAGUUUUGCUAUUUAAGACUAUGAAAAUUUAGAUCUCAUCUGUGAUUUUAGAUACCAUUAAGCUUGCCAUCAAAUUUGUUAACAUUUUAUUUAUAUACUGUACCUCACUUCUAUGGAACAUCACAUCCUAUACACAAACAUUUACCUGGAACCAUACCUGUUUGUCUAUUGGAUAUCUUUUACACAUACAUACAUAGCAUUGUAUUGUGUUUGUCUUCCAUGGCAGUCCUGAGCUGUUGCGAGUACUUCAAGCCAAUUCCAGUUACUUCCCUUUGUCUUGCCUCAAGAAUGUACCAUGUACUCUCUUGUCAAACAAGUGUAACAUUUCUGACCUGAAAUUACUAUAACCUGUCCACCAUCAUUGGACACACCCUUUCUCUUUAAUACUUGCCAUUGACUUUAUACUAGUUUAUUGACUUAUUUCAUUACAAUUUACAACCUGAAGUGCACUUUACAUUUUUUCUAGUAAAUAUUAAAUACAAUUUGUUGAAAAUCA